Messenger RNA from Penaeus chinensis, 3021 nucleotides. RefSeq lists its product as uncharacterized. The record is from RefSeq and is a predicted model, not a curated record. NCBI's taxonomy places the organism in Eukaryota, Metazoa, Arthropoda, Malacostraca, Decapoda, Penaeidae.
ACCGGCAGCCGCUCAGUCACCGUCCACCUCCGAAAUGGCUCCAUCCCCGUCCAAGCUGGCCUACGCCUUGUACGAGGUGACCACUCAGACGAGUAAAAAGGUGCUCAAUUUUGUGCUAGAGGCGGGCACUCCCAGGAGACAGGCUGGCAAGACCUUUUGCGAGUACCUCAUAGAGGUGAAGUCGAUUUCAAGGACAACUUUCCGGAAGAAGUUUAAUCAAAGUCAAAGAAAAAAGAUGGAGAAGAGUGGUGAUAUCAUGACAUUUGAUGUCUCGCUCAUUUGCUUAUGCAUAGAAUUCGGCUGUGAUGGACUGGCACCCCCGGGAGAUACUCGAUGGACGACUUCAGCGGACACACUGGAAAGAUAUGUGACAUCCAUCAAGAAUAAAAGGAACGAUUUCCUCCAUGAUGAGUUGGUGGUGGAUGACCAAAACUUUUUUAGGGUGAUAGAGGAGCUGAGAGAUCUGCUCAAUAAAGCCCUCAAGAAAGCAGCAGAAAUCUACAACAUAGAUGAUUAUAUCAUCCAAGGUAAAUUGGAAGAUCUAAACAAAGAGAUCAACAGUCUCAGAGACAAUCCCUCACAGACAUCAGGUUGUCACGGAAUGGUUCUUGACAGACUGCGCCAACAGGUGAAAGUCGAAGGGAAACAGGAGCUGAAGAAGAUUUACAGAAAGGAGUCCAGUUUUGGACCAGCUUCGAAUUUGCUUGGGAAAUCGAAGGUGCGUGUGGACAAAGUCUUCACCACGAUGGAAAUCAUGCAGGGUGGUUCACAUGAGUCCAUCCAAUAUAGUGAGCUUCUUACAAAGGCAGUGGAGAGACGGGAACAGAAAGGGAAAGACUGUUCCGUGUUGCUCAUCGAAGGGCCUGCGGGUGUUGGCAAGACAACCCUCACAAGAAAGAUGAUAAGUGACUGGGCCUCAGGCGCUAGUUCCAUGAAGACUCUCACUGAUUAUGAAUUUGUAUAUUUAAGUAGGUGCCGAGAUGAAAUAAAUUCCCUUGGCCACCUCCUUGGCUCCUUGAUGCCCAAAUUUAAAAUCAAAGUCCAAGGCGAACAUGGUCUAAUUGAGUGCAUUCAGCAAAACAGACUCAUGUUCAUUGUGGAUGGGCUCGAUGAACUUCAUUCAUCAACAGAUAGAGUGCUGAGAGAAAUCAUGGAGAUGGGCAGAACCGACGACAUAACUGUUCUCUGCACAACACGACCCAACAAAGUCCCUGACUUCAACAGAUAUGCACCAGAGAACUAUGACAUUAUGCAUGUCAAGGUUUUGGGUAUAGAAGAGAACAGACGUGAAGAGUUUGUAAGAAAUUAUAGCCAGGCUUUACAAGACCAACACCCCAUGAACAGAGAUAUCUCUGGUCUCCUCCAGUAUCUGGCAAGGAAAGACAGCCGGAUGCAAGCCCACUGGCGGUUCCCUUUCAACUUGGUCCUCGUGACAAUAUUAUGGUUCUUUGAUCCACAUGCUGUGAACAGUCUGACCACUGCGACAGAACUCUUCACAAAGACACAUGAGUUGUGCAUAAAAAGAUUACUUCAGAGGCUGUCUGACCAUGAAGAAACAAGAACUGUCGAGGGUGCUGAACUGAAAGAUAAAGUUAUGAAGCUAAUGAAGAAGCUCUGCAAAGAGGCCUUCAUAAACCACUGUGGGGAUGCUGUAGUUCUGUCCAAGCCUUCAGUACAAAGGCUGAAGGAGGCAUGUCGCCUUCCAAAGCUUCCAGCAAAUGAGGUUCUUGGAGCCUUCCUUAGCCAGGCAACUUCUCUGACUGGUGAUGACGUGAGGUACAGUUUUCCCCAUAAAGGUUUUCAAGAUUUUUAUGCGGCUAUGCAUGUGAUGGAGAUCAUCAUGGCAGAUGAACUGGGACUAAACAUCCCUGAAAUAAUAGAUGGGAUUGAGAACGUUCUGCGUUAUCAAGAAGUUCCUCAAAACAUUAGCAGUUCUCUUCUCCGUGAAUGCAAUUUGCUUUUGUCAAAAUGCCAACGUGAAGCAGCCAGGCAAUUGCCUAGUAUCCAGAGUGUUCUAGAAGAAGAAACCAAGGACGCUGCCAAGUACAACAACAAAGAGAUAAAGCUUAAUUUGAUUAAGUACCAGAACAUUUUCAUUCAUCUCACUGGUUUGCUUCACCUCAGAGGAAAGCCAUUGGCAGAGGAAAGAUCAAAGGAGCUAGUGGAAUUACUCAAGGCCACUGGUAUACGUGAUACAUCUCAGUGGCUUGACUUGCUCUCCGAGGUCAAGUGCGACGGCUCGAUGAGCGAAUUACUUGCCAGAGCGAUGGAUCUCACGAAAGACAUAAGAAUAUCCGACGGCCAUUUAGCUGCAUUCAUGCGUGUUCUGAGCCAUGCACGUCCGUCACUCUUGGUCCUGGACAUCAGGGGAGACCCUGAGGACAUCCCGUGCUUGCGGGAUGUCCUCGUGGGGAUGAUAGACGCGACGUGGGAGGUGGAGCUAAACUUCCGCCACGACUUCCGCCACCCGAGAGCCGGCGGGAGCGUCCUCGAUGAUACUCUUCAGCAGGUUUUUCGAAGUGGACGCCUCAAAGUCACGGUGUUCAGAGGGCAGCUGAGCGGAUCGGCCUUGGCGGCGCUGCCCUCGAGUCUCAUGGAACUAUAUUUGGCCGUGAAGGACGACGACCACUACCAGGAUCUUCUUCCCACCCUGUCCUCUCUCCAAGGGCGGCUUCCACGGCUGAAAUGGAUUGCCUUGCAUGUGCCUGUGGGUCUGGACGCAGCAUCGCUUCGGCCUCUGCCCAGCGUGGAAUAUCCUUCCUUAUAUGUGAGCGGCGUCGAGGAAGCGACGUUCGAGGGGGCAAGUCGGGUCGUCGCGGCGCUGCAGCCCUCGAGAGGGUACUUCCAUCUCCUCUUCCCUGGGGCGUCCGAGGGGGAGGCUCUCGCUCGCCUCGUGGGGCAGCUCGGCCGCGAGGGGGUCCGGGUCAGGGGGGCAGUGCUUGCUUCUCCCCGAAUCAACGGAGGAAGAGAAGGGCGGCUGGGAGGCCUCGUGAGAACGGGGUUGGGCUGUGGCUUUUGGAC